Messenger RNA from Cryphonectria parasitica EP155, 1023 nucleotides. RefSeq lists its product as uncharacterized. The transcript has 4 exons. Bases 1 to 1023 code for a protein of 340 amino acids. The record is from RefSeq and is a predicted model, not a curated record. Lineage: Eukaryota; Fungi; Ascomycota; Sordariomycetes; Diaporthales; Cryphonectriaceae.
AUGGCUUCUGAAAAGGCACGAACUGUUGUCCCCCUGAGCGAUGCCACCAAAGUUGAGAAACUCGACUCGCAUACAUAUCUGAUCAACCUUGACAAAACGUACUGCAUUGGCGCUGUCCCUAAUGGCGGCUACACAGCCUCGUGCAUACUCUCGGCUGCUCGCGCCCACUUGGAAUCGCGCGACCAACCCGAUGCACUGGCCGCGCACUUUGAGUUCCCAAGGCGGACUACCGCUGGGCCAGCCAUCAUCACGAUUGAGGAAGUGAAGCUGGGUGCCCAGCUGUCCACUCUCCAUCUCACCCUCUGGCAGGACGGACUGAUCCAACAGGCACCAUGGACUACCGCCAAUGUCUCUCGCCGUUGCGUACUCGCCUAUGCAACCCAGAUGAACCAGCGGACCUACACUGGCAUGUCGAUACCAACUGGCUAUGAAUCAUCUCCAGACGCUGCUCUGCCAUCUCCGGCACCUGACUUUACUAGUUUCAAGACGAAACAUGGUGAUGAUGGCUGGGAAGAACAGGAGAUGCCUACCUCGCAGCUCCUGCAGUCGCUUCAGAAAUGGCGCUUCUACCACCCGCGAGGUGGCCGUCCGUUGACGCCUGGAGUUAUGGACCUGUGGAUGUGCUUGGCGAGCGGUGAACGUAUUAUGCAACUCGCACUCCCGUACGUGGGUAAGUGUGUUCCGGACUCCGUGGUCUCUUGGAGGCCAUGCCAGACCCCGGAGGCGACGACCAAAAAGCCAGAGAGAGAGGAGAAGGGGGGCCGGGACCACCCGCGCGAUGGCCUGUGGUUCCCGACCGUAUCGAUGAACCUUGAAGUGAAGAUGGCGCUGCCUGAGGACGGAGUGGAGUGGUUGAAUAUGCGAGUCACGUCCAAACAGAUGAAGGAUGGGAGAUUUGACCUCGAUGUUCUCGUCAGGGAUGUGGAUGGUCAAUUAGUGGCUCUAGGUCACCAAGUGGCCUUGAUCUCGACUAUGGAGAAGAACAGGAACAAGGAGGCAACCUCAGCCAAGGCAUCUUUGUGA